CGCAGAUCGCAUCGGAUAUUGCCAGCGAGGUUUGUAUCGCGACAGAGAGGCCAGUGGGUGGUAGCGUUGGAGGGAACGCGCCGUUCGCCACGCCGUUCGCCUUGCAGCGCCCCGAUGAAGAUGCAGCUGCAGGCUCCCGCAUCGGGCCAGGCUGCAAGCUUGUGCCCAAGCCGCUCUCCUCAGCGGCGCCGCCACAUCCGGCGGCUCCACCUGGCGGCGGCAGCGGGAGCCAACGGCACCGCAAGCAGCGGCAGCCAGCCCGGCAAGAAUAAGGUGCUCGUGGUCGGAGGAGGCUGGGCAGGCUUUGGCGCCACCAAGCACCUGGCAGAGCAGGGCUACGACGUGACCCUCCUGGACGCCUCUCCCAACCCGGGCGGCCUGUCAGCCGGAUGGCGCACGCCACAGGGGCGGGCCGUGGAGGCUGGCGUCAAAGGCUUCUGGUACCAGUACGCCAACAUCUUUGCCAUGGUACGGGAGCUGGGCAUCCCGCACCCCUUUACCGACUUUGAGACCAGCGGCUUCUGGGGUUCAGACGGCCGCCUCAUCACCCAGGCACCCGUCUUCUCCAAGCUGCCCCGCCUGCCCGCGGUCGCUGGCCAGUUCUACCACACCUGGGGCUUGUUUGACAGCCUGCCGCUGGCGGACCGAGCCACCAUCAUCCCCUGGCUGUACACGGCCAUCGAUCUGGGCAGUACGCCGGGAUCUUACGAGCGGUACGACAGCAUGACCGCGCUGGAGCUGUUCAGGCGGUACAACAUCACCCAGGCAGCCUACGAAAACUUCCUCAAGCCCACGCUGCUGGUGGGGCUGUUUGCACCACCGGAGCAGCUGUCUGCGGCCGUGGCGAUAGAGACGCUCUACUUCUAUGCGCUCGCCCACCAGAGCGAUUUUGAUGUGUGCUGGUGCAAGGGAUCUGUGAGCGAGCUGAUCUUCGAGCCGCUCAUUGAGCGCAUCAAGCAGAGUGGCGGCAAGAUCCGGGGAGGCCGCCUGGUGAGCGGCAUCAAGACAGACGCCGGCGGCGCCGUGACGGCGCUGGUGUCCCGGGAUGCCGCCACGGGGGCGGAGGAGCGGCAUGAGGCUGACGCUGUUGUGUUUGCCAUCAGCAUCUCUGGUAUGCAGCGCCUGGUGCAGGCCAACCGCGUGCUGGCUGAGCGGCGGGAGUUCCAAGACAUGAUGGAACUCAAAUCAAUUGACUGCAUAGCCACGCGGCUGUGGUUUGAUCGCAAGAUCGACACGCGGUUCCCGGUGAAUGUGCUGGCUGGAUAUGAGCAGGACUGCGGCGCCACCUACUUCAACCUCAGCUACCUGCAGGACGAGUACAAGGACGAGCCUGGCACCGUAAUUGCCGCCGACUUUUACGGCGCCUCCCGCCUGCUGCCGCUGUCAGACGAGGACAUCGUGAAGAAGGUGCAGAGCAACAUCGCGCGCUGUGAGCCCGCCUUCCGUGACGCCAAGGUGGAGGAUGCCGCGGUGCUUCGCUUCCCCCGCGCCGUCACCCACUUCAGCCCAGGCAGCGCCAAGUACCGCCCCACCCAGGCCACCAGCUUUGACAAUCUCUUCAUGGCAGGCGACUGGGUCAAGGGCUUGGACCACGGCGCCAACGGGCUGUCGCAGGAGCGCGCGUGGGUGAGCGGGCUGGCCGCCGCCAACCUGGUCGUUCAGCGGCUGGGGCAGGGCCAGCCAGCAGACAUCCUGCCAGUGGAGCCGGAUGAGCCGCACAUUGCGGCGGUCAGGGAGGCCAACAAGGCGGUCAAGGCAGCGCUGUACAACCUGGGCGUGCGCAGCCCCUUCCUGUGACCCGGCGGCAGUACAAGGUUACUGCGGCUGGCACUAGAGACGAUCGGGAGCGGAGGGAAGUGUUCGGCGGAGAGCAGGCGCACCCGGGCAUGUGGGCAUGAUGGCACUGCAUUGUUUGUGCAUUGUUUGUGCCUGCGGCGAGUUUGUAAGGAACAGAUGCC
Messenger RNA from Chlorella variabilis, 1958 nucleotides. RefSeq lists its product as hypothetical. Gene Ontology annotation, molecular function: oxidoreductase activity. Lineage: Eukaryota; Viridiplantae; Chlorophyta; Trebouxiophyceae; Chlorellales; Chlorellaceae. The transcript is spliced from 18 exons. The record is from RefSeq and is a predicted model, not a curated record. Bases 115 to 1797 code for a protein of 560 amino acids.